AAUUUCAAUAAAGCACUUUAGCUUAUCACCUUUGUAAUGUUAAUGAUAUUUAUCCAAUUCAGAACGCAUAGUAAAGAGUAAUGUCUGAAUCAGAAGAAGAUAUAUCAGAAAAGAAUGUUAAAGUCGUCGUGCUGGGUGAUCCGAAUGUAGGAAAAACGAGCAUUGUUAGAAGAUUUUGUUAUGAUGAAUUUACUAGAUACUACGUUCAAACCAUGGGUGCAGAUUUUUAUAUCAAACGAAUGGAUUUGUCUAAAAAGAAAGAAAUCUCAGUGCGAGUUUCAGACAUCGGCGGGAUUCAGUUGAACGAAAAAAUGCUAAAGAAUUAUUUAUUCAAUUCCAAUAUUGUUAUUAUUGUAUAUGAUAUAACAAAUGCCCAAAGCUUCGAAAGUACUUUAAUGUGGUUGAAUGAAGUAAAGAAAAUUGUUGUUAAUUCAAAACAAAUAGCAAUUUUCGGAAAUAAAUCUGAUUUGGAACACAAACGAAUUGUGAAAUUAGACAAAAUCCAGAGAUUCGUUAUAGAAUUUGGAAUUUUAAAUUACUGCGUUUCUGCAAAGACAGGAGAAAAUGUUCAUUCUUCAUUGACGAAUUUAAUAGCUAAACAUUUUGGGAUACAAUUGACAAGAAUCGAAAGAGAGAAACAGGCUCCUAUUGUACGAGCCGAAUUGACAUCACAUGUAGAAAGAUCUAGAGCCAUUGACAACACCCGAAACAAUCAUUCUGAUAUGUCGUCAGCUACAUGUUCUCUACAGUGAUUUUGGUCUUCAAGAUAUUUUUUUAUUCAUAUCUUUAAACUUGUAACUCACUCAUAUAGUGAGAUUUUUGGAUGCAGACAAAAUUUCUACAAAUUAUACAGCAUAAAAGCCGUACAAUAAUCAAAACAUCACAUAUUAUUAAAAUAUUUACUGCCAGUUAUAAACCGUUUAAAUACUUUUGCAAUUUUGCAUAUUCUAUAAGUAAUUUAUAACUUUUUGAUACUAAAGUAAUUUUUCAUCAUCUAUUUAAUUAUUUUAAAGCCGAAAACUUUACUUAACUUAAAUUUAAAAUUUUAAACUCAAAAAAAAAGAAUAAAAUUAAAUUGAAUUUCACAAUUAACUUUUUAAUCAAGCUCUAAUUUGUAUUCUAUGGUGUAGAAUACCAUAGGUGAUCAUAUUUUUUUAUUUCAAAUCCGGGACGGGAACUUAUAGUUAAGUUAGAUAAAUUAAAUAUGGUUUUUGUAAUAAAAAUUAUACAUAACAAAUUCUGUUUAAGGAUAUAAUAAAAUUAGUAUUUUUUUUAAAUGAAUCAAAUUUUUUUAAUCAGAAUAUUUUUCGCUACAAAGCAUUGUAUAAAAUUCUGUACAAUUUUCUUUAUAAUUAACCUUAAUUGUUUUUUUAUACAAGAAUAUUCUUUGUGUAACUCUUCAUUGAAUGUACAUUUUCUUUUUUUAGAACCUAUUUUUAUAAAAAAUAAUCCACUAUUUUAUUUAUGGAAAAAAAUAAUUGCAUAACUUGCAUUACAACAAAAACAAAUAAAAAUCAUAUAAUGAAUAUUAACUUAACCUCAAACUGACAAAAAUCUGACGGCUAAGGAGAUCUUUCCAUACUGUCAACUACCACGAUUCCAGUCUCAAAAAUUCAUCACCCUCAAGCCCCAAUCAAAAACCCCUAAAAUCCCUACAAUUACUAGGAAUCCCCCUAAAAAAUUCCAUUAUUUAUAAAAUUAGUAAUUAAAUAUUUUCAAGUAAAUGAAAAAAUAAGAAAA
Molecule: messenger RNA, 1740 nt
Organism: Diorhabda sublineata
Lineage: Eukaryota; Metazoa; Arthropoda; Insecta; Coleoptera; Chrysomelidae
Product: ras-related protein Rab-28-like
Exons: 5
Coding region: 81-752 (223 amino acids)
Molecular function (GO): GTP binding; GTPase activity
Source: RefSeq, a predicted model, not a curated record